GAACUGCACCCACGUGUCAUGUUGUGUUGUGAGAGGCUGGGAAUUUAACACUUCUACCUUCUUCUGGACAGUUGUUGAAUUUUUAGUCUACUUGACACACCGACACCCUCCUCCCCAACAUGUCCGGGGACAGCAGCGUGUCCUCGGCGGAGGUGGUUCUGGGUUUCCUGGAGGAGGCGGAGUCGUGGCGGCUGCUGUCCCCACAGUUCCCCAGUAAGGUCGGGGGGAAACCGGCGUGGCUCAGCCAGAGAGGCCUGCCCUCACUGUCCGGGCUGGAGUGUGAGAUAUGCCGUCUGCCUAUGGCCUUCCUGCUGCAGGUGUACGCACCCAUUUCUGGUCAGGACAGAAGUUUCCACAGGACGCUCUUUCUGUUCUGCUGCAGAACUCACGAGUGUUACGCAGCCAACGACAGUCGCUGUAUGAAAGUUUUCAGAAGCCAGCUACAGAGGAGGAAUGAGUUCUACCCCUACGACCCUCCACCAGAGGAUGAACCCCCCAGCGGUCCUGAACCGGACCAGAGUGUGUUGUCCGUAUCUGGAGUUAAACUAUGCUGGGUGUGUGGUUGCCCCGGCAACAAAGCCUGCUCCCGCUGUCACAGCGUAACCUACUGUGGAAAACACCACCAGACCCUCCACUGGAAACACACACACAAGAGGGAGUGUGGCAGCCAAGAAGCACCAACUGUCACAACCUCGACCUUCCUCUUCCCUGAGUCUGAGCUGGUCACUGAACCUGAGGAGGAGGAAGAGAAGAAGGAGGAAGACACAAAGGAGGCUGAAGAAGAAGAGGAGGAGGAGAGGAGUGCAGAUUGUCCCUCCCUAGCAGACACUCUGGCAGAGACGGACCUGGAGGAGAUGGCUAUGCACGAGAGCGAAGACAACAAAGUGUUCCAGCGGUUUAAAAAGAGGAUCGCACCAGAGCCUCACCAGGUGGUGCGUUAUAGUCGAGGCGGCUCCCCCUUGUGGGUCUCCUCUCAGCACAUCCCUUCAGAUGAGGAUAUCCCACCAUGCACCUGUGGCGCCAAGAGGAUUUUUGAGUUUCAGGUGAUGCCGCAGCUGUUAAACAGCCUGUGUGUGGACUCGACAGGAGCCAGUAUCGACUGGGGGACCCUGGCGGUCUACACGUGCUCUGCCAGCUGUAACCAUGACGACGAGUACCGCCUCGAGUUCAUUUGGAAACAGGACUUCAGCUCAGAUCAACACGCACAGAUGAAACCUACGUAACAUCUGACACACUGACACCUGUGAAAGCUCAGACUGGUGUUUUACUCUGUCUGAUGUGACUGCCCACUUGGUGGACUGAACACGUGCUGCUGCUCUUGUAACUGAUUAAACACGGAUAAAAUUAAAAACCUGUGUGAAGUCCAGCUGACAGAGAGGUCAAACUCCUCCCAUCAAAACCAUCAAGGACAAUGAAGAUGUUUUUUAAGGGUCAAGAUUAAUUGUUCUGUUAUUUCAGACAAUCAAACAGGAAUUCUGGUUUCUUGCCACAUCCAAACCUUUUCUAUUAUACUUUUAGAUUCUGGCUGUCAAGAGCAAUUAAUCUCUGUUAUUUUUAACUUACAGAAAGGUAACAAAUUAAAGGAGAAACCAACAUGAUGUGUCUUCAUGUGGAGUCAGGCCACCACAAGCCUCCAGAAAAGUCUGUGGAACUGUGUUUGAGAGAUGAACACCAUCCCUCCUCAGAUAUUCCCUCCAGGGUUCCCAUGGUCAUAGAAAACCUGGAAAAGUAAUGGAAUUUCACAGUCACAUUUUCCAGGCCUCGAAACGUCAUGGAAUUAGUAAAAAUCGUUGAAAGUCUUGUAAUUUUGUAGUGUGUAAUGAAGAUGUUACAGUAAUCUUCUGUGGAUAAGCUGUUGACAUAAUGUCACUCUAACAUAUGGUGAUGUGUGAUGUUUUGUUUACCAUUAUCAUUUAUUUAAUCCAAAAUUCCCCGUAGGUGU
Molecule: messenger RNA, 1942 nt
Organism: Epinephelus fuscoguttatus (brown-marbled grouper)
Lineage: Eukaryota; Metazoa; Chordata; Actinopteri; Perciformes; Serranidae
Gene: pdcd2
Product: programmed cell death 2
Exons: 8
Coding region: 120-1223 (367 amino acids)
Cellular component (GO): nucleus; cytoplasm
Source: RefSeq, a predicted model, not a curated record